UUAUCUGAAUAAUGGAGAUGAGACAGAAGGAGCAGAUCAUUAGUAGCUAUCUGCAGAGCUAUUUAACACGAAGAAAGAAAAAUAAAAACGAAAAAAGAAGAAGAAGAACAUUGGUAGGCAUUUAGAGAAAGAAGGAUGGAGAUUACAAGGUGUUUAUUGACGGGGUUUGAGGCAAGCAAGGCAUACUUGUUCCUGGCUUUGAACGAACUCUUCCUUGCUGUGUUCAUGAUUUUAAUAGAAUCAGUUACCUCAAGUGGAGUCAGUGCUCUCGUCAUUGUGGUCUACGAGCAUGUCAUUGCCACCAUUCUCUUGGCAGUUCUCGCUUUCUUCCUCGAAAGGAACGAAAGGCCUCCUCUCUCCUUCAAGAUACUAUGCUAUGCAUUCCUGUUGGGGUUGUUACAGAUUACACUUUGUCAGCUGCUAAUGACAAUAGCCCUGCAAUUUGUAUCAUCGAGUUAUGAAAGCAUUGGAAUUAACUUGGUCCCCUCUGUAGUAUUCGUAAUGGCCCUCUUUUUCCGUCAAGAAAAUCUCAAGUUUUGGAGCAUCAAUGGGCAGGGCAAGAUAUGGGGUCUAGUCCUAUCGGCAGCCGGAGCAUUGAUUUUAGUGUUGUGGGAGGGUCCAGUUUUGCUAACCUCUAGGUUGUUUAACAUUCAAGUAACUAGUGAUGGUGUUAUUGGCUUCAUAAUGAUCGUUGUUGGAGUGCUUGCAACAAGCUUUUGGAAUAUUAUGGUGGGGCAUGUCACUCAAUUUUACCCAGCAGAAUUAUCCUUAAGCACAAUGAUGAGCUUCUUUGGAACCAUCCAAACUGCUAUAGUAACUGUAUUUGUGAUAUCGUGGUCAUCUUGGGAACUAAAGUGGGAAGGAGGGCUUGUCUUGGUUACCAUAUUACUUGGAGGAAUUGUGGUGACAGGAUUAUCCUAUUAUGUGAUGACUUGGUCCAUUAAGAAGAAUGGUCCUGUGUUCACAUCGGCAUUUAACCCACUUCUAGUCGUUUUCUCGUUUUUGCUACAAACGUUUGUAUUGGGAGAUUCUGCACAUUUGGGCAGCAUUGUGGGAGCAGUUUCGGUUAUAUUUGGCUUGUACCUACUCUUAUGGGCAAAAGCCAACGACAUGGAGAAGAAAGAGAUUGUGGCUGAUGAUUCUGUUUACGAUCCAUUGAUUCAAGCCUGAAAGAGGGAGGCAACGGUUCAAUAAGAAACUGUAAUUCACAUGGCAAUUCUUCAGCUAAGUGACUCAAAUCACUUGUGAUCAAAUGUCAAACAGUAGUAUUGUUUCAUUCAUUCACUCUAAUAGUUGAUGGGCU
This is a messenger RNA of Quercus robur (English oak), 1303 nucleotides long. RefSeq names its product WAT1-related protein At3g30340-like. Gene Ontology annotation, cellular component: plasma membrane. NCBI's taxonomy places the organism in Eukaryota, Viridiplantae, Streptophyta, Magnoliopsida, Fagales, Fagaceae. The transcript has 6 exons. Bases 136 to 1170 code for a protein of 344 amino acids. Gene Ontology annotation, molecular function: transmembrane transporter activity. The record is from RefSeq and is a predicted model, not a curated record.